Molecule: messenger RNA, 940 nt
Organism: Anopheles cruzii
Lineage: Eukaryota; Metazoa; Arthropoda; Insecta; Diptera; Culicidae
Gene: Unc50
Product: protein unc-50 homolog
Exons: 4
Coding region: 89-904 (271 amino acids)
Cellular component (GO): Golgi membrane
Source: RefSeq, a predicted model, not a curated record
AUUUUAGUCUUCAAGAAGAUGAGCAACAAAUCCUAGUUUUUGCGUCGCGUCGGAAACACUCUUCUUGGGCGGCUGUGAAACGGAAACGAUGAAAUACGCUACGUCCCCUACACCAUCAAGGAGCAACAGCUCCCUGCUGGGGAUGUCGUCAAGGGCGGCAUCACCGCUCCCUCACCCGGCCAACUAUCGAGGUGACUGUAUGAGCGCUACCACGAAAAGCUACAAAUAUCUGCGCCGGUUCGUAAAGUUUGACCAGAUGGACUUCGAGUACGCCAUGUGGCAGAUGGUUUACCUGUUUAUAGCCCCCAAAAAAGUUUACCGAAACUUCAACUAUCGGAAACAUACCAAGUCACAAUUUGCGCGCGAUGAUCCUGCUUUUCUAGUAUUGCUGAUGGCAUGUCUAUGCGUCACAUCGAUAGGGAUGGCGUGGGUGUUAAGCUUAGGAUUCACACAGACCAUCCUGUUCACACUCUACGUGGUAUUUGUCGACUGCAUAUUCUGUGGCAUGGUGGUGGCCACCAUUUUGUGGCUGAUCGCUAACCGCUACCUAAGGGAUCGAAACAGUGACUUCGACAUGGAGUGGGGCUAUGCGUUCGACGUCCAUUUGAAUGCCUUCUUUCCGCCGCUCAUUCUGUUGCACUUUAUUCAGCUGUUCUUCUAUCACCCGUUGAUCAGGUGGGACUCGUUUCUGUCGACAUUCAUCGGCAACACCAUUUGGCUGAUGGCACUCGGCCACUACAUCUACAUCACCUUCCUAGGCUUUGAUGUGGUCCCAUCAUUAAAAAACACCCGGAUAAUCCUCGUAACCCUACCGCUUCUUUUUAUUUUCUACGUGUUGACUCUCAUCAUCGGGUGGAAUCUGAGUGUAUCGCUGAUGUACUACUACCAUUAUCGAGUACUUUGAAGACAAAAAAACAAUCCGCGUGUGUGGGGACUUGUA